Messenger RNA from Aphis gossypii (cotton aphid), 3596 nucleotides. RefSeq names its product tripartite motif-containing protein 5. Gene Ontology annotation, molecular function: zinc ion binding; peptidyl-prolyl cis-trans isomerase activity. Bases 1003 to 2631 code for a protein of 542 amino acids. Gene Ontology annotation, biological process: protein peptidyl-prolyl isomerization. The transcript is spliced from 4 exons. The record is from RefSeq and is a predicted model, not a curated record. Lineage: Eukaryota; Metazoa; Arthropoda; Insecta; Hemiptera; Aphididae.
AGGAAAAAAAAAAAGCGCCGAAACCCGGAGCCGGGCCGCGCCGCCAGCGAACUGCGUACUUCCGAAAAUCCCGCGCGCGCGGGAGAGGGAUCGACACAAACACCGGGCCCGACGCAGCCGCGACACACCGUCAGUCGUAUACGCACCGUCCGAAGCGAUCGCCAUGCAACACGGCGGCCGCUGUCGUCGAUACCGUCUUAGCAGUAGUUGUUGUUGUUGUUGUUGUGGUCGUCGUCGUUAUUGUUAUUGUCGGUCGUCGCCGAACGGUACGGCGACCGCGUGCGACAGUGCGGAUACCGUCGAGCGCCGUUCGCGCGUUGUUGUUGUUGUUGUGCACAGCGGAAAAUCAACGAUGACGGGCCACCGACAACGACGCCGCCCCGGUUUCACUCGUGCAACGAUAGCGACAAAAACGGCCCCGUCGUCGCCGCGCCAAAUAAUAUAAUAUAAUAAUAAUAUACGAAAUAAUAAAUCGUAUAAUCGUCGUCGUAUUAUUAUUGUUAUUAUCGUUUCGAACGUUGUCGCCGUCUGCCUUCAACGUCGUCGUCCCUCCGUCGCCUUCCCGUCGUUUUGUCGUGUCCGUCGUUCCGAUACACAACGAAAAAAAAACGUUAUUAUUCGAUAAUCGAAUAACUUUUUUUUUUUUUUUUUUACUCUAUCGCACUUGUCGCGCCACCGUCGUGUGAUAACUAUUAUUAUUUUUUAUUUUUAUUAAUAUUUUAUUAAGUGCGCCGUCGGUCACAUCGCGCGCGCGUUUGUCUCCGUCGUCGCCAUUGAUAAGUGCGCAAGGCGUAACACUCGUAAUUAGUAUUUUUACGCGCUCACCGUACACUUAUCAACGCACACCGCGUUGUUGUUUAUUAUUAUUAUUAUUAUUAUUAUUAUUUUUAUACACCGCCGCCGUCGUAGUUUAUUUAUUAUCUAUUUUAUCUAUAAAAUAAUAUUACCACUGGCGCUGAUCGUUCGGCCGCCCGUUUUAUACUGUUUACAUUGCACCAAAGUAUGAUGGAUACGAAAAAAGAUUUUGAAUUUGAAGAACUUAUAAUCUGUGGCUGUUGCAAGCAGAAAUUCAAUGAAACAGAAUUUGUGCCAAAAGAACUUAGUUGUAAACACUGUUUUUGUUUGCAAUGUGUUAAGACCACUAUGCUCAAAGGUUUGGAAGUGUAUUGCAUAAAUUGUUGGAAGCGAACUGAAUUAGAUGAGCAAUCUCCAGAGACUUUGCGAACACAAAAGUCUAUUCUCAGUCUAAUUAGACACCUGGCAAAUGUUAAAGUCAAUAAAUCUGUUGAUAAAGAACGGAAGGGUGAAAAUUGUCAUACACAUGGAAUGCCAUUUUCAUUUUGGUGUUAUAAUUGCCAACAGCUGUUAUGUCGAGCAUGCGGAACUCAAUCCGAUCACAUGGGACAUUCUAUAAAAUCAAAUAAUGAUGCACGUGACCAUCUAAUCAGUGAAGUUCAAGUUGAAACUAUAGCUAUUGCUAAAUUGAUGAGUGAAAUUCAAAAUUUAUUUGGACACAAACGCCAAUUCCUCUUAAGGGUUUUAGAUGCCUGUAACACGCUAAAAACUCAAAUUGAACUUGAGCUAAAUAGUGGUUGGACUCAAAAUACAAAUGAUUUACUGCAGACCAAUGAAGCUUUGAAUAGUAUCAAACCGUCAAAUUUACGUACAGAUGAUUUAUAUGAUUUACAAUUAUAUUUGAAUCGGCUAGAACAAGUAAAACAGAAAGUACAAAAUAAAUAUUCUGAACAAUUUGCACAUGGCCAAUUAGAAGAUAUUAUAUCUUCUACUAACUUGUUAGAUUUUGGUAUGAUCAAACAAUCGUUGUCUUCAUUACAGUCUAUGGCUUUAGAAUCAUGUAAGUCUGCAGAUUUGGCAAAUCCAAACACUCAUAUUUUUUUCUUAGCUAACUAUUGUACAGCACAACUGUUUACAAGAUAUGUACUACCUAAACAUGUUACACAACUUGUAAAUGGACCAGAAUUUGGGAAAAAUUCUCCUGGAAACUCAUCUACCACUCAAUACACAACAUCUCUAUCUUCAAUUUCAUCAAAUGAACCCGUACUGAUAACUUCACAAAGCAGUCCACCACCAGCUAUUUUGAAUAGUGUACCUUCAAUACGUAAUGUUAAUACUUUUCCCAUGUUUUAUUUCAAUAUUGAAGUAAAUGGGACAUCAUUUGGUCGUUUAGUUAUUGAAACUCGCCCAGAUGUGGCGCCAAAAAUGUCAAAGAACUUUGAAGUAUUAACCGUGGGGGAUACAAAUGGUUGUUCAUAUAAAGGCUGCUCAAUAUUUCAGUGUUGGGAUGGAGAAUCUGUGAUUACUGGUGAUUUUGAAUUAAACAAUGGUCGUGGUGGUAAAUCUAUAUAUGAUGAAAGUUACUUCAUGCCCGAUGACACUAAAUUUCCUGCAGUCCGAGGAGCUGUAGGAAUGCGCCGCACUCAAAAACGUCAUGAUAAUAUGGGUAUGGUUGGAUCACAGUUUCGUAUUAUACUACAAGAAAUGCGUGGGUUCACAGCAAUUUUUGGACAUGUGGUAGAUGGUAUUGAUCUCGUUGAAAAAAUGGCCUCGUUUGGAGAUCAAACUGGCAAACCGUCCAAGACAUUUGUCAUAUCUAGUUGUGGUAAAGUUUAAUAUAACUUUCUUUUUAAUGUAAAUUUAAACUAAAUAAUCGAUCGAGUAGUUUAUAGAAGCAAGUGAACAUUUAUGUGUAUUUUUGUAAUCCAUUAUCGAAGGUUUCGAUAAAUUUAUUUUGAAAUCCAAACAGUAUAUUAUCAUAUGUAUUAGUUUUAAAUAAUAAUGAUAACUAUAUCCCACAUAUAUUAAAAUUUAUCAAAUAAUAUAAUGGCGUUUUAAAAAUGUAAGUUGUGCACAGUGAAUUAUUUAUGUUAUUUUUCAAAAUGUGUACCAUUGUAUCUUAAUUAUACUCCUUUUCUUACAAAUAUAUGCAUAAGUUAUAUAUUUAAAAUCUGAAGUAAUAUUACAUAUUUUAUUUAUAGUGUUUGGGAUACAUAAACAUUGAUGUCCAUAUUUUACAACUUCUAUACUGUUUUUACAUUUUACUUUACAUAGAUCUAUCAAAGUUGAUUUAAUUAUUGUUAAUUUGAGGUAAAAAAAAAAUGAUUAAGUAUCUACAUUUAUAAUUUGAUGAAAAAAUAAAAGUACACAAAUUUCUACACAUACCGGGAAUUUUAUUUCAUAAUUUAACAUAUUCCAACAGUAAACAGUAUUUUUUUAUUUUAAUCGAAAAUAGUCAAAUUAUUGAAAAAACUAGUUAAAUUUAUAUUUAAGUAAAAAUAUGGUCUCAUGGAUGUUUUUUUUUAAUAGGUAUACAAUCAAUGUUCACAUUAUUUUUAGAUUUUACUCAGACGUGAUUUUGUUUUUUAAAAUGUUUUUUUCAUCACAAGACAAGCUUGUUUUAUUUUAUAAUUGUAAACCACAAGUAAACCGAGUUACAUUAUAUGAAUGUAUUAUAUUAAUAUGUUGAUGAGUAAAGUUAAUAUAUCAGAACAAUAAAUUAUAACAUAUUUGUAUAUGAAUUAAUUGUAAAUCGUUUUUCGAGUGUAUGUCAUGAAAAAUAAAUAUAUUUUUCAAUGGGA